AUGCGCCAGAUGGUAAAGGCAGCCAACAACGGCGCCGAUGGCCACUUCAGUAUCGGAAAGGGAGCCGGUACCAACCCUGGCAGUGCAACGGCGACUCCCUGCAAGAGAGGCAAGAAUGCGACGGCCAUCCCUAAGACUCCAACUUCUGCAAAGCGUAAGAAUACUUCUAAGUUUGAUGAUGUUUUUGGUGAUGAUGGGGAUGUGCUUGUUAAGGAGGAAGGGGAAGGGACCCCGGUAAAAAAGCCGCUCAGGUCUGCUUCUGCUGGUGUGAACCAGGGCCACGCCGGUGUGUCACUUAAGAUCGAGCCACUGGAUGAUGAUGAUGCUGUCCUUAUGGAUGAAUCUCCUUCGAAGCGUGUCCGUAGGGCCAGUGUUCUCCCUCCUGGUAUGGCGCUCAAUGCGUGA
Aspergillus oryzae RIB40 is the source of this 405-nucleotide messenger RNA. RefSeq lists its product as uncharacterized. The record is from RefSeq and is a predicted model, not a curated record. The transcript is spliced from 2 exons. Lineage: Eukaryota; Fungi; Ascomycota; Eurotiomycetes; Eurotiales; Aspergillaceae. Bases 1 to 405 code for a protein of 134 amino acids.